Molecule: messenger RNA, 3787 nt
Organism: Capsicum annuum
Lineage: Eukaryota; Viridiplantae; Streptophyta; Magnoliopsida; Solanales; Solanaceae
Product: ubiquitin-activating enzyme E1 1
Exons: 7
Coding region: 201-3446 (1081 amino acids)
Biological process (GO): ubiquitin-dependent protein catabolic process; protein ubiquitination; DNA damage response
Cellular component (GO): nucleus; cytoplasm
Molecular function (GO): ubiquitin activating enzyme activity
Source: RefSeq, a predicted model, not a curated record
UUCAUUUUCGGCCCACCCAAAACAUUCUUCCUGCAUUUUUGCCCCUUUUGGUUAUCGUCGAUACGAACCCACACACCCCUCCACUCUCUCUCUCAGCUCAAAACAAAGCAUCCCAUCCCACCCCCACAAACCCUAAUCAUCAAGCGCAUCUCACUUCUUUCAUUCCCUUCAUAUUUUCCAUUUUCUGUUCAGAGCACUUUAUGCUUCCUGUGAAGAGGUCAUCGAUAGUUGAAGUCGGAGGAGGUAACGACAACGACGCCAUUUCAGUGGAAAAGAAACUCAAGGCCACCGCUACUGCUAUCGGUGAUUCGUCGACGACGGUGACUAUGGGAGGAACUGAUUCUGUUAGCGCUAACAGCGGCCGCAAUGCCGCUAAUGGCCGUACCGGUAAAGCUCCGCUCGAUCUGCGUAACUUCUCUGAUAUCGACGAGGAUCUUCACAGCCGUCAACUUGCCGUCUAUGGUCGUGAAACUAUGCGUAGGCUUUUUGCGUCUAAUAUUCUCGUAUCUGGCCUGCAAGGUCUUGGCGCUGAAACUGCAAAGAACAUUAUUCUUGCGGGUGUGAAGUCUGUUACUUUGCACGAUGAAGGAAAUGUGGAGUUGUGGGAUCUGUCUAGCAAUUUUAUCUUCACAGAGGAGGACAUUGGGAAGAAUAGGGCACUUGCUUCUGUCCAGAAGUUGCAAGAGCUAAACAAUUCUGUCAUUAUCUCCACGUUGACGGAUGCUUUGACUAAAGAACAACUUUCCAAUUUUCAGGCUGUUGUAUUUACAGAUAUCAGCUUAGAGAAGGCUACUGAAUUUGAUGAUUACUGUCAUACUCACCAGCCUCCAAUUGCUUUCAUCAAAGCUGAAGUUCGAGGCCUUUUUGGUAGUGUGUUUUGUGACUUUGGCCCUCAAUUUGUAGUUGCUGAUGUUGAUGGUGAGGAUCCUCACUCAGGAAUCAUUGCGUCUAUUAGCAAUGACGACCCUGCUCUUGUGUCAUGUAUUGAUGAUGAGAGGCUCGAGUUUCAAGAUGGGGACUUAGUUAUAUUUUCUGAAGUGCAUGGCAUGAUAGAGCUGAAUGAUGGGAGGCCUAGAAAAAUAAAAAGUGCAAGGCCAUAUUCAUUUACUAUUGAAAACGAUACCACAGAGUAUGCAGCUUAUGAAAAAGGGGGUAUCGUCACUCAGGUCAAGGAGCCUAAAGUGUUGAAAUUCAAGCCACUGCGACAAGCAAUUAAGGAUCCUGGUGACUUUCUUCUGAGUGACUUCUCCAAGUUUGACCGUCCACCUAUUUUACACUUGGCUUUUCAGGCACUAGAUAGGUUUGUGUCUGUAUCAGGACGUUUCCCUGUUGCUGGAUCUGAGGAAGAUGCUCAGAAGCUAAUAUCAUUUGUGACUGACAUGAACAAUAGUCUUGUUGGAAAACUUGAGGAGAUUGAUCAGAAACUUCUUCAGAAAUUUGCAUUUGGUGCAAGGGCUGUGCUAAACCCAAUGGCGGCUAUGUUUGGGGGUAUUGUUGGGCAAGAAGUUGUGAAGGCUUGCUCUGGGAAGUUCCAUCCACUUUAUCAGUUUUUCUACUUUGACUCCGUUGAAUCUCUUCCAACUGAACCAUUGGAUCCAAAUGAUUUGAAGCCCUUGAAUAGUCGUUAUGAUGCCCAAAUCUCAGUUUUCGGAAACAAGCUACAGAAGAAGCUGGAAGAGGCAAAAGCUUUUGUUGUUGGGUCUGGUGCGCUUGGGUGUGAGUUCUUGAAGAAUUUAGCUCUCAUGGGGGUUUGUUGUGGUGAAAAAGGAAAGCUAACAAUUACAGAUGAUGAUGUCAUUGAGAAGAGCAACCUUAGUAGGCAAUUCCUCUUCCGUGAUUGGAACAUUGGGCAAGCCAAGUCUACUGUCGCUGCUGCAGCUGCUUCUUUGAUCAAUCCUCACAUUCACAUUGAAGCACUGCAAAACCGUGCAAGCCCUGAAACAGAAAGUGUAUUUGAUGAUACAUUCUGGGAGAAUUUGAGUGUUGUGGUCAAUGCACUAGAUAAUGUGAAUGCCAGGAUUUACAUUGAUCAGAGAUGUUUGUAUUUUCAAAAACCAUUAUUGGAGUCUGGAACUCUGGGUGCCAAGUGCAAUACUCAGAUGGUAAUUCCUCAUCUCACAGAGAAUUAUGGUGCAUCAAGGGAUCCACCAGAAAAACAAGCACCUAUGUGUACAGUUCACUCUUUCCCACACAACAUCGAUCAUUGCUUAACAUGGGCACGGUCAGAAUUUGAGGGUUUGCUUGAGAAGACGCCAGCUGAAGUUAAUGCUUAUCUGAUCAAUCCUAGCGACUACAUAUCUGCUAUGCAAAAGGCUGCUGAUGCACAGGCCAGGGACACUUUGGAUCGUGUUCUUGAAUGCCUCGAUAAGGAGAGAUGUGAUACAUUUGAAGACUGCAUAACCUGGGCUCGCCUGAGGUUUGAAGAUUACUUUGCAGACCGUGUGAAGCAGUUGACAUAUACUUUCCCUGAGGAUGCUACUACUACUAGUGGUGCUCCAUUCUGGUCAGCACCAAAGCGUUUCCCUCGGCCAUUGCAAUUUUCUGUUGACGAUGCCAGUCAUCUUCAAUUUCUUGUGGCAGCCUCGGUAUUACGAGCAGAAACAUUUGGCAUUCCCAUCCCAGAUUGGGUUUACUCUCCUAGAAGGUUAGCUGGAGCUGUUGAUAAAGUGAUUGUCCCUGAUUUCCAUCCAAAGAAAGGUGUGAAGAUUGUGACAGAUGAAAAAGCAACCAGCAUGUCUGCUUCAUCCAUAGAUGAUGCUGCAGUCAUCAACGAGUUGGUGAUGCAGCUGGAAACGUGUCGUCAGAGAUUACCUUCAGGUUACAAGAUGAACCCCAUUCAAUUUGAAAAGGACGAUGACACCAACUAUCAUAUGGACUUUAUUGCUGGACUUGCAAACAUGAGGGCUAGAAACUAUAGCAUCCCUGAAGUGGAUAAACUGAAGGCCAAAUUCAUAGCAGGGAGGAUCAUUCCAGCAAUUGCUACUUCUACUGCUAUGGCCACUGGUCUUGUUUGUCUAGAGCUCUAUAAGGUUUUGGCUGGAGGUCAUAAGGUGGAGGAUUACCGCAAUACUUUCGCCAACUUGGCUCUUCCUUUAUUUUCCAUGGCUGAACCAGUUCCACCAAAGGUGAUCAAGCAUCAGGACAUGAGCUGGACUGUGUGGGACAGGUGGAUUUUGAAAGACAAUCCAACUUUGAGGGAGCUUCUUCAGUGGCUUCAGAGCAAAGGUCUGAAUGCUUAUAGCAUCUCUUACGGGAGCUGCUUACUCUAUAACAGCAUGUUCCCUAAGCAUAAAGAGCGGAUGGAUCGUAAAUUGGUGGAUCUGGCCAAGGAAGUGGCCAAGGCAGAUUUGCCUCUAUACAGGAAACAUUUUGACGUGGUAGUGGCUUGUGAGGAUGAUGAAGACAAUGAUAUUGAUAUCCCUCAAGUGUCCAUUUAUUUCAGGUAGAUUGUUCAUCCUGUAACCAUCACUCACAAGAGUAGCCUGAAAUCAUAGGUUUCAGUUUAUUUUCUUCAUGCUAUGUUUUGGUCUUUCUUGUUGGCAAAGCUAGAUUGAUAUAUUCUUCUCUGUACUAGCCAGCCCGCGUACAAAGUCAGAACCUACUGUCGAGUAGUAAAGAUAUGAUGACUCUUAGAACUUCGAGUAUCUGAUUGUGUCGUGUCUCCAUUUUCUUGCUCAACUAUUUGAUGAAAAUAUAGUUGAUGUUGGUUGGUGGAUUCGAAAUUAUGAACUAACCAUUUGCUUCAGUACUAUAACAUAUAAAUUGCUGCUGCUGUGAUAUUUACGUA